Molecule: messenger RNA, 3129 nt
Organism: Centropristis striata (black sea bass)
Lineage: Eukaryota; Metazoa; Chordata; Actinopteri; Perciformes; Serranidae
Gene: actn3b
Product: actinin alpha 3b
Exons: 21
Coding region: 436-3129 (897 amino acids)
Biological process (GO): muscle cell development; actin cytoskeleton organization
Cellular component (GO): plasma membrane; cell projection; cortical actin cytoskeleton
Molecular function (GO): actin filament binding; calcium ion binding
Source: RefSeq, a predicted model, not a curated record
CAGGUGCAUUGCACAGGCCAUAAAAACCUCUCUGGGCCGAGGGGGCGUGAUUGACAUCCCUCCACGCCACUCACAGACCAUUUAGCUCUUCCCGCAGGACACUAGCCCGCCUUUUAAACCUUUUUAGGGUCAGAACCUGAUACCAGAGCUGUCAGUUCCCAUACUUAUUGGGGUGCGGUCACGUGUGCCACUUUUGACCAGGAAAGGAGCACCGGGCCAGCAGGGUUUUCUGGUAGUGGGAGCACCACCUCCGCACAGGCACCUCGCACCAGUGGAGUCUGGUCUCUGUCUGCAGCCCCUUACUAUCUCUCCCCCCCGAAAGCGAGACCUCUCGUCUCAAGGUGGUUCUUGCCCUCACGGCGUCGUCUAUUGCUGAUUAAUUUUUUUCUUACUAUAAGCUGAGGGGGACGUGAAGUCCUAACAGAGGAGGCAACCAUGACAGCUGUCGAGACAUACAGCAACUCCUAUAUCAUCACCCAUGAAGAGCAGUACAUGACCCAAGAGGACGACUGGGACAGGGAUCUGCUGCUGGACCCUGCCUGGGAGAAGCAGCAGAGAAAGACCUUCACAGCUUGGUGUAACUCCCACUUGAGGAAGGCCGGGACACAGAUUGAGAACAUUGAAGAGGAUUUCAGAAAUGGCCUCAAACUCAUGCUGCUGCUGGAGGUCAUAUCAGGUGAGAGGCUGCCCAAACCCGACAAAGGCAAGAUGCGUUUCCACAAGAUCGCCAACGUGAAUAAAGCUCUGGACUUCAUCUGCAGCAAGGGGGUCAAGCUGGUGUCUAUCGGUGCUGAGGAGAUUGUUGACGGUAACGUGAAGAUGACCCUUGGUAUGAUCUGGACCAUCAUCUUGCGUUUCGCCAUCCAGGACAUCUCUGUGGAAGAGACCUCUGCUAAGGAGGGUCUGCUGCUGUGGUGCCAGAGGAAGACUGCCCCCUACAGGAACGUCAACGUGCAGAACUUCCACAUCAGUUGGAAGGACGGCCUGGCUCUGUGCGCCCUCAUCCACAGACACAGACCCGACCUCAUUGACUACUCCAAACUGAGAAAGGAUGACCCUAUUGGUAACCUGAACACUGCUUUCGAGGUGGCUGAGAAGUUCCUGGACAUCCCCAAGAUGCUUGACGCUGAAGAUAUUGUGAACACACCCAAACCUGAUGAGAAGGCCAUCAUGACCUACGUGUCCUGCUUCUACCACGCCUUCGCUGGCGCUGAGCAGGCCGAGACAGCUGCCAACCGUAUCUGCAAGGUGCUGGCCGUCAACCAGGAGAAUGAGAAACUGAUGGAGGAGUACGAGAAGCUGGCCAGCGAGCUGCUGGAGUGGAUCCGUCGCACCAUCCCCUGGCUGGAGAACCGCGUGGCCGAGCAGACCAUGCGCGCCAUGCAGCAGAAGCUGGAGGAUUUCCGUGACUACCGCCGCAUCCACAAGCCUCCCCGCGUGCAGGAGAAAUGCCAGCUGGAGAUCAACUUUAACACCCUGCAGACCAAGCUGAGGCUCAGCAACAGGCCCGCCUUCAUGCCGUCCGAGGGCAAGAUGGUGUCGGAUAUUGCCAACGCCUGGAAGGGUCUGGAAGGCGUGGAGAAGGGCUACGAGGAGUGGCUGCUGACUGAGAUCCGCCGCCUGGAGAGACUCGACCACCUGGCUGAGAAGUUCAAGCAGAAGUGCAACAUGCACGAGUCCUGGACUGGAGGUAGGGACGGUAAGGAGGACCUGCUGUCCCAGAAGGACUACGAGUCGGCCUCUCUGAUGGAGAUCAGAGCUCUGAUGAGGAAGCACGAGGCGUUCGAGAGCGACCUCGCCGCUCACCAGGACAGAGUGGAGCAGAUCGCUGCCAUCGCCCAGGAGCUGAAUGAGCUGGACUACCACGAUGCUGCCACAGUCAACGCCCGCUGCCAGGGCAUCUGUGACCAGUGGGACAACCUGGGCACCCUGACCCAGAAGAGGAGGGACUCACUGGAGCGUGUGGAGAAGCUGUGGGAGACGAUCGACCAGCUGUACCUGGAGUUCGCCAAGAGGGCGGCGCCCUUCAACAACUGGAUGGACGGAGCCAUGGAGGACCUGCAGGACAUGUUCAUCGUCCACAGCAUCGAGGAGAUCCAGAGUCUGAUCACCGCUCACGACCAGUUCAAGGCCACUCUGCCCGAGGCCGACAAGGAGCGCAUGGCCACCAUGGGCAUCCACAACGAGAUCCUGAAGAUCGCCCAGACCUACGGCAUCAAGCUGUCUGGAAUCAACCCGUACACCAACCUCAGCCCCCAGGACAUCAGCACUAAGUGGGACACUGUGAAGCACCUCGUUCCCCUCAGAGACCAAAUGCUCCAGGAGGAGGUGGCCAGACAGCAGGCCAACGAGAGACUGAGGCGCCAGUUCGCCGCCCAGGCCAACAUCAUCGGACCCUGGAUUCAAACCAAGAUGGAGGAGAUCAGCCACGUGUCUGUGGACAUCGCCGGCUCCCUGGAGGAACAGAUGAACAGCCUGAAGCAGUACGAGCAGAACAUCAUCAACUACAAAUCCAACAUCGACAAGCUGGAGGCCGACCACCAGCUCAGCCAGGAGUCCCUCAUCUUCGACAACAAGCACACCAACUACACCAUGGAGCACGUGCGUGUGGGCUGGGAGCAGCUGCUCACCACCAUCGCCAGAACCAUCAACGAGGUGGAGAACCAGAUCCUGACCCGCGACGCCAAGGGCAUCAGCCAGGAGCAGCUCAACGAGUUCAGAGCCUCCUUCAACCACUUCGACAGGAAGAGAAACGGCAUGAUGGACCCAGACGACUUCCGUGCCUGCCUCAUCUCCAUGGGCUACGAUCUGGGUGAGGUGGAGUUUGCUCGCAUCAUGACCCUGGUGGACCCCAACAACACGGGCGUGGUGACCUUCCAGGCCUUCAUCGACUUCAUGACCCGCGAGACCGCUGAGACCGACACCGCAGAACAGGUCAUGGCUUCCUUCAAGAUCCUGGCUUCAGAUAAGAACUACAUCACAGUGGAUGAGCUGCGCAGGGAGCUGCCGCCCGAGCAGGCCGAGUACUGCAUCAGCCGCAUGACCAGGUACAUCGGAGCAGACGGCUCCGCCGGCGCCCUGGACUACAUCUCCUUCUCCAGCGCCCUCUACGGAGAGAGCGACUUAUAA